This is a messenger RNA of Linderina pennispora, 353 nucleotides long. RefSeq lists its product as uncharacterized. The annotation marks the transcript as partial. NCBI's taxonomy places the organism in Eukaryota, Fungi, Kickxellomycota, Kickxellomycetes, Kickxellales, Kickxellaceae. The record is from RefSeq and is a predicted model, not a curated record. The transcript has a single exon.
AUCGCAGUCAGCAACAGAAUGUCCGACAUGAUGCCGUUCCGGCUGGCUUUCCAUGACGUCAACAGCAAGCCCAGACGGAAUAGGCCCAGGGUGAAUGCAAACUGGAUCAUCGAAGCGAGCAGGCGCGAGAAACUGCCGUUUGCGCUGAUGCACAGUGUCGAGCUGUAUGAGAAGGUGCUGCGCGCGGAGAACAGACACAAAGGCGAUUGGGCUGCAGUCGGCAAGGAGCUGAACCUAGCGCCAGCUGCAUGCUACAACCUUGCCAGGCGGAUCUCAGAGCUGCUGCCAACUGUCAGCUUUGUGCCUCCCGAUGAGGUCGAUAUCGAGGUCCUUGCUCAUCAACAUCCAGCUAA